Meleagris gallopavo (turkey) is the source of this 1406-nucleotide messenger RNA. The record is from RefSeq and is a predicted model, not a curated record. Lineage: Eukaryota; Metazoa; Chordata; Aves; Galliformes; Phasianidae.
UGUUGUAGUUUCCAUGGAAAUAAAUGAGGCAUUACUUUCAGAGCGAUCUAAAUAUUUCCAUAUGUUUCAUCUAAAAAUGUGGGUUUUUUUACUGAAUCUAUGUAUUGGAGAAAUGCCUAUCUUAAAUUGAAAAUUUCAUGUAACUGUAUAUAUAAGCAAUUUUUUAAUUAAUCUGGAAUGCAAAAAUGUAAUCUUUUGACUGGUUGUACACCAGUCAUUCUAAAUUCACUUGGAAAAAAGAAAUUUACUCCAGAUGACAUAUUCGUGUUUUGUGGUUCACUUGUUUCUGAUGACAAUGUGUUCACUUCAGAUAGGACUAAAUUGGAAUUUAUUUGUUCUAAUAAAUACUUGUUAAAAUUGCUAGGAGCCAUAUAUGGAAGGGGUAAAUCCAUUCAUCAAGAGUAACAAACAUCGCAUGAUCAUGUUCUUAGAUGAACUUGGGAAUGUUCCUGAGCUUCCAGACACUACAGAGCAUUCUAGAACUGACUUAUCUCGUUAUCUGGCAGCCUUGCAUGAGAUGUGUGUUGCACAUUCAGAUGAACUUCGGACACUCAGUAACGAGCGAGGUGUAAUGCAGCAUGUUCUUAAGAAGCUGUUGGCUAUUACAGAACUGCUUCAACAAAAACAAAAUCAGUAUUCAGUGUCUAAUAACAUCAUGUAGCAACCUGAAUUCUGCAUGGAUCCUGCAUGUCUAGCAUGACAGCUCACACCAGUAUCACCUUGGUUUUUUUGGCUCUUGCCAAAAACAGAACACCCUGUCAAAUUCCCAGUGAUGUGCGAACUAUACAACAAAAAAGCAAAGAUUAUUUUAGUGAAUCAUUGUACUAGCAGCUUUUUAAGCUAUCUGUGCAGGACAGUUGCACUUUUCCUCUUGGAACCGGCUCUUACGUACAAUGAGACUUGGUGUACAGUUUACCUUCUGCAAAGAAAAUGCUGUGACUGUCUUGAAAUUAGAAAAUUACUUUCAGCAUCUCCAAUUGUCAAAGCUUUUCCGUCUUGUUGGAAAAGAAUACACAACUGAAAGCAAUGUAUAAUUGUAUUACAUUUCUUAUUGUAAUUUCUGCCUGGUUACAGUUAUGAUGACUUUGACCUUUUCAACCACUUGACCUUCUAUUUACAGUUUGUAGAAUUUGAUGGUCAUGAUAAAAACAGUCUUUGCUGUACACUUUUUAUACUAUGUUGUUUCUCUUGCUGGAAGGUUGUCAAAAGAGAAUUUAAAGAACGGGUCUUUAACGUGCCACUGAUUUGGUCUAAAUAAUUCUUCCUACAGUAACUAUAUCCAUCCAUAUAAAUCACAAUGCUUUCAUAAGAUGUCUAUGACAGUAAAUAAUUUUAAUUCAAUGAAUUUAUGAUUGUAUCAGACUUGCAUGCAUCCAUUAAAACAUUUUAUAAAAUAUUUAUUGGCU